AUGAGUGCACACGAUAGCAUCGUCAUCUUGGGAGCUGGCAUUAUUGGCCUCGAUGUAGCUCUUGUUCUGGCAGAGAGAGGCUAUGGCAAGUCCAUUACAGUGAUUGCUGAGCAUCUUCCCGGAGAUACAGCUCUGACCUAUACUUCUCCAUGGGCUGGUUGCAACUUCUCAGCUAUCUCUGGUACAGAUGCCAAUGCCUUGAAAUGGGACAAGGCAGGAUAUUUCCAUCUCAGCAAGCUGGCAUCUGAGCGACCAGAACAGUCUUAUGUUAAGCGAACACCUUCCACUGAGUUAUGGGACGACAAUGUUCCUAGUGAUAAGAUCCAGGCUAUGUCUGAGUAUCUGGAAGACUUCCAAGAACUACCUGUCAAUGAACUACCUGAAGGUGUCAAAUUUGCUGUAUCGUUUACUACCCUCACUGUCAAUGCGCCUAAGCAUCUGCUAUAUCUCUAUGAGAGACUGAAGAAUGACUACGGUGUUCGCUUUGUUCGUCAGAAGCUUCCAGAUCUCCAGACCGCGUUCUUCGGCCAGUCGACCCAGAUCGUGUUCAACUGCACUGGCAACGCUGCGCGAAAGUUACCAGGGGUUGAGGAUCCAAAGUGCUAUCCCACCAGAGGGCAGGUCCUCUUGACUCACGCGCCUGAGGUUCAUACAAAUAUCAUGAGACAUGGUAAAGAUUACGAGACAUACGUGAUCCCUCGCCCCUUUUCUAAGGGACAUGUUAUUCUUGGGGGGUAUAUGCAAAAGGGCAACGGUGAUGGUGCUACUUACUCGUACGAGACAGAGUCCAUCUUGGAGCGUACCAAGGAACUCAGUGAUGAAGUCAGGAAUGGAAGUCUAGAUGUUCUCGCAGCUUUCUCAGGCCUUCGUCCGUCACGCGAAGGCGGUGCUCGAGUGGAGAGAGAGGAUUUGACUGUUGCAGGACAAAAGCGCACAGUGGUUCACAACUAUGGUGCUGGUGGCACUGGGUUCCAGGCUGGUUAUGGAAUGGCCCUAGAUGCUGUUCGUGCUGCUGAGCCUGUUUUGUCGAAGAUCCAGUUCGAGCUCAAGUCGAAGCUAUGA
Molecule: messenger RNA, 1062 nt
Organism: Fusarium odoratissimum NRRL 54006
Lineage: Eukaryota; Fungi; Ascomycota; Sordariomycetes; Hypocreales; Nectriaceae
Exons: 5
Coding region: 1-1062 (353 amino acids)
Molecular function (GO): D-amino-acid oxidase activity; FAD binding
Source: RefSeq, a predicted model, not a curated record